This is a messenger RNA of Microplitis demolitor, 4075 nucleotides long. Its product is annotated as leucine-rich repeat and immunoglobulin-like protein domain-containing protein. Gene Ontology annotation, molecular function: protein binding. The record is from RefSeq and is a predicted model, not a curated record. The coding region runs from base 1251 to 4013 and encodes 920 amino acids. NCBI's taxonomy places the organism in Eukaryota, Metazoa, Arthropoda, Insecta, Hymenoptera, Braconidae. The transcript has 4 exons.
UAUUCGAUUAAAAAAAAAAAAACUUUUUAUCAAGGGAAGCGCUUGAAACAUUUUUUAAUUAAACCCAUACUGGAACAAGUAUUUAUUCAUAUCUACUCUACAUAACAAGUGAGAUUAUAAGUAAAGAGCGACAUUAAAAAAUAACAGGAUGAAGAAAAAAAAUAUAUGGAGCUGAAAAAUUUCUAGUGAGAUUCAAAGUCUUAGUCCGAGUCGGUUGUAAAUUUUAAACCCAUACUACAUAUUUUACACACUGGAUUAAAAGUAUAUACAGCGUCUGCGCAACGUUGCCAAGUUCAAGAGACAAGAAGCAGCAGAAGCGAAUAUAACCCAGCAAACGGCGACUAGAACGGUUGAAAAAUCCAACGUUGCCAGAUAUCGAGUUUCAGAACCCGCGAGCACCCACGAGGAGUUUAGAGAGAGUGUCUGCCAGUCAAUUUUAGCCACGGGAACGUUGUGGGUUGGAAAUUGUACGGACGUCGACGGUUGAUUGCGUACCAAAAUCUACCGCGGGUUUUUGCGACAUGUAAGGUCAGGAAUAUAAGUGAUAAAUAAUAUAAAUAUAAUAAUAAUAAAUAAAUAUCAUAUUUAAUUUAAAUAUCUGUAUUGAUUAAUAUUUAUACGUAUUAUUAGAACAGGUUUUAUUUAAUAAAAUAGCUAAUUUUAUUAAUCGAUAAAUUGGAUAAGCAAAAAGUUUAUUGGAAAAUACACGGCAACAAUGAAGAGACAAAAUGUUUGUCUAUGGUAAAAAAUUAUAACCGAUAUAAAAGUUUAUAAAUAUAAAUAAGAAAUAUGAGAGUUGCGUGGGUGUACAAUGGUAUUGGCACAUUCUCUAUAAAAGAGUUUAGAUAUCUAGCCAACGGUUAAUAAUUGUUGUUAAUUUCCUAUUACUAUUAUUAUUGCAAUUAUUAUUAUUGUUGUUGAUGUUAUUUAUAAUUAUUAUUUAUAUUAGUGCGUUGGAGCACAAUUUAAUUGGCUCAUAAUUGUAAAAAUAUAACUGACAGAUUGUAAUAACGCGAAUAUUGAAAGAGGGAGAAAGAAAGAAGACUGAGAACAUCGGCAACAAAAAAAUUUAAGUCUGUAUUUAGUAAAUACACAAAUGAAUAAAUUAAUAAAUUGAUUAUUAUUGUAAUUAUUAUUUGUUGGUUAUGAAAAAUAACCGGAUUGUACCAUAACGAGCUGGAGUAAGAAGGAAAUGGGAGGUGGUAGUGGGACGUGCUCAAAAAAUCUACAUUGUCUUAAUAAUAUAAGGAAUGAGACUUUCAGCUGGGAAUAUUUCCCAAUGUCUGCUGGCAUACUUGCUGGUGACGGUGAAGAUAGUAUCAUCAAAUUUCUACCAAGAUUUAAAUCUAAAGCCUUUCGUAGAAAAAACUGUCCAUCCGAUAGCGAACUUGGAGUGUGCUGCUGGCUGCCAAUGCGAGAAUUGGAGUCUUCAAUGCAAAGGCCAGCUUCUGAGAGAUCUAAAACUGCCCAAGGAGGCUGUAGAAGUAAAGCUGGAAGAUGUGAGGACCAGCACUGGGAUACUCAAGAUUCCCACACUGGAGUCUUUGACACAGUUACGAAAACUCACGUGGACUUCAAGUGGAUUAGAGCAUCUAGAAAAUGGAGUAUUUGUCGCAACUCAGCGCCUACAGUACCUCGAUUUAGGUGACAACCGUCUUACGGCAUUGGAUCCUGAUAUUUUAGCUCCACUUGAAAAUUUAAGGUACCUCAAUUUAUCAAGAAAUUUAAUAAAAAGUUUACCUACUUUUAAAAAUCUUUAUUCACUCGAGACACUGUUGGUAUCUCAUAAUCGUCUUGAAGUACCACCAUUUAAAGCAUUCGCUUCAUCUAGUUAUCUCCAUCAUCUUGAUCUAUCAAACAAUCAUCUUGUUCUACUCCAAGAAUUCACGUUUCAACCGAACCGGGAACUGACGUUUCUCAAACUAUCAAACAAUCGUCUGAUAAAUUUACCCAGCCGAGUGUUCUCAGGUCUCAGUAAACUGCGGCAUCUUGAAAUAUCAAACAUAAGUAUAAACCAACUACCACGUGGUCUGUUUACUGAACUAACGGCUCUUGAGUAUUUAAAUAUUUCAAUAAAUCCAAUAUUAAACUUUACUGAUUACACCUUCCAAGGACUUGUAAAUUUAAUUCAAUUGGAUAUUAGCGAGACUUUGAUAUCCCAGUUACCUCAAGGUCUUUGGCAACGUGUACCAAAUUUAAAAUCACUAAUUAUGGACAAAACAAAAAUUGAAGUACUGAAAGCUGACGAUUUUGUAGGUCUAUACAAUCUUGAAAAUUUGACAAUUACCAGCAGUCCGUUACGUGAAAUAAAUUCCAAGGCAUUGGAUCACUUGUCGCAUUUACGUAAUGUUGACCUACGCAAUAACUUUCUUUACUUCUUACCAGCAAGUCUCGCGCAUCUCGCACAUCUUUCAAAUCUUCAUCUCCAAGGCAACCCUUGGGCGUGUGACUGCCGGAUGUUUUGGUUUGUCAAGUGGGCACACAGUAAUAUUCAUCCAAUGGCAUUUGCCCACGGGCUUAAAUGUGGUUACAAUGAUACAGUGGAUCCAAUCGAAGCAGUAGAGUACUUACAAUGCACACCUCCAGUUCUUAUUCAUAAAACCUCGGAGGAUAAUUUGCACCAAAUAAAUAAGUCAGUAUUGCUUGAGUGCGAAUUUAAUGGGAAUCCAGCUCCGUCAUUAACUUGGGUAACUCCAACACUUGAAAUCUUCCACUGGAAUCCCGAUCAGACUUUUCCAGACUCAUUUCAUAAUCAUCCAAAAGAUCAUACACGAGACAAUUUAAUAAGUCUUAGCAAUAAUGGUAGAGUUCGUUUGGUUGAAAAUGGCUCGCUGCUGAUAACAAACUUGCUGAGACAGGACGUCGGUCUCUACAAGUGUUUUGCUGCCAAUCCAAUAGACAAUGCCACAACCUGGGUCCAUUUAAAAAUGGAUCCCGUUGUUUAUCUCAAUAUUAAAAUGUUUAGUAUUGCAAUUGGAGCUGCUAGCGCAGUCUUGUUUCUGUUGCUUACUCUCUUCAUCCAGUUUAUAAAAUAUCUUCUGAAUCGGUGUGGCUGCUGCAGAUGGUGCACUUGCUGCAGACGUGGAACUACACCACGUGCUAAACAAAUAUAUCAAAUGCUGGACAACAUUGAGCAGUACAAGAGCCAGCAACUUGAACGUCUGCGAGAAAAUUACACUCAGCAGGUGCACAGAAUCAAAGACAAUUGUGCUCAGCAAGUUGAGUGGAUAAGAGACAGCUACGAAGGACAAAUGAGGCACAUCAGGGAUAUUAGGGAUUAUGGAACUAAUCAUCUUACAACGCUCAGGGAUCAAUACUAUGAACAGGUGAAACGCGUACGCGACUACUCAACAGGACAAUUAAACUGGGUACGAGAGAACUACGUCUUCCAACGAAACAAGAUACGUAAAUUUAGUGCACAUCAAGUUUUACGAUUACGCGAGGGUUACAAAUACCAACAGCAGACACUAAAUAAAGUAUUAGAAAAUUUGCCAAACUUGUACUUUGACAAUUGCCGAAGUGGAUCGUGCGGCAAGAGCGACGCUGCAGGGUUUGAUGGACGGGAGUUGAGUUCCUCAAUGCCGGAUAUCGAGACAUAUUUCAAAGUUAAGAUAAACGAACUGGCGGCUUACAACAGCGCGAGUAUGGACGACAUCAACAGCGAAUACUACACACCCACGGAAUUCUCAUCAGCGAGUCCUCAGACGCAAAAUUUCAUCGACACUAUUCACAUUAAUUACAUUGAAGAUGGUCCACCUCCGCUACCACCGUUACUGUCCUGCUUCCGGGCUGAAAGCGCAGUUCUGCAUUCAAUACAAGAGGACGACAACAAUGAGGCGGUAAAUAUUCAAAAUAAUAAAGAUAAAAAAGAAACUCAAGUUAGUAAGCCGAUAAAUAGGGGCACGAGUGUUGAACUAUUGGGUCGUAAACAACAUCCACAAACACCAGAGAGUCUUGGUCUUCUUGCUCCCAGCACUAGUAUGCCUGAAUUACCUCACGAGACUAGGCUCUAACUGGCCUAAUUGUGAUAAUUUUUUAAAAGUUAAUUGAAUAAAUAAAUUAUUUUAAAAUUUAA